Molecule: messenger RNA, 2354 nt
Organism: Caenorhabditis angaria
Lineage: Eukaryota; Metazoa; Nematoda; Chromadorea; Rhabditida; Rhabditidae
Source: the annotation of a GenBank genome assembly
AUGUCGGACCAAGAAAUCGUUGCAAAAGUGUGUCAGCUUUUUGCUGCUGAAAAAGAAAAGUGUGAUAAGGUUCUCGAAAACCUUUUAAUCGAGGAUGCGAAAUGUGGUGGCCGAGAGAAUUCAGCAAUGUGGCAGAUGUUAAAAAACCUAGUCCCCUUUGAUCAGGUGAGCUUUUAUGUUUUAGCAAAGUUUAUAUCUGUGAAAUUUGAAGUGUUAAUUUGCCUAACGCUGAUUUUACUGUUUGUUUUUUCAGCAAUUCAAGUCCUGCUGUAAGAAUGUUGUGCUAUCGCCUGACAAAAUGCCGUCUCGACCAGUAACCAUACAUGUUUUUGGUCCGGAAAAGUAUAGAAUAGGGUCGUUAACUUUUCAAUUUUUUCUGAAAAAUAGGUCCUUAACUUUUAUGGAAAAAAUUCUCAUCAAUUUUAUCAAGUCACUAAAAUUAUCCUUGCAUCAACUUCUUCUUUCAAAGACGUGCAGAAUUUCCACUUAAGUUCAAAACUUAAAGAGCUCUGCAUCACGCGAAGUAUUUCAAUAUCUCUCAUCGCCGACAGUUCGCUGGUAGCGCCACACGCUAUCUCUCUCAUUGCAGUGACUCCGCCCACUUUUUCUUUUUUUUUUCGUUUGUUUUUCACAGGAAAUUCAAAUCAAAAUCAAAACUUAUAUUGUUGUAGGCAACCAAAUGAGAUGAAAAUUUUCACAGUUAUUCUUCAAGAUAUUUAGCUUGUUUAGAAGACCCACCGGCUUAAUAUAAAGACCUCCAAAAGAUUUAGGAGACCUCAGCAGCAAAGUUUAGCGUUUCACUAAACUUUGCUGCUGAGGUCUCCUAAAUCUUUUGGAGGUCUUUAUGAUGAAAUGUACUGGAUUGAAACUAUGCGAAAUUACCUGUAGAAGGACUGUGAAAAUUUUUAGCUCAUUUGGUUGCCUACAAGAAUAUUAGUUUUGGUUUUGAUUCGAAUUUUCUGUGAAAAUAAAGAAAAAGAAAAGAAAAAACAAAGUGGGCGGAGCCAGGUGCAAUGAGAAGGAUCGCGUGUGGUCGUACCAGCGAGUUGUCGGCGAUGAGAGAUGUUUAUAUAUUUCACGUGAUGGAAAUUGAGUUUUGAAUUUGUUGAGGAAACUCUGCGCAUCUUUGAAAAAAAAGUGAAUUCAGAGAUUUUUCCUUCCUUCCGGAAAGCAUGCUGGAAAAUAAAUUUUUUGUAAAAAAGGUUUUUUUUCAGUGUAAAAUAGGUCUUUAACUUUUUUAUUCGAGUUCGUCAUAGGUCUUUAACCCCGAGGGUAAUUUAAUGGGAAAAACACCUAUGUACUGCCAGUAACCCCGAUAACCGAAGUUUCGAGGGAAAGACCAAUCAGCCCGUAUUAUCCAGCAUGUAAGAUUCUACUCAACUUCAUAUUGUAAAUUCUUUUUUAGUGCCGCCAGAACCUGCACCAAGUUCAGAAGCGUUUAUCCAAUGGAUGUUCUAUUUGCACGACCAAUUGCACGGGAAAGCUACAACAAUUUGUGUCCAUCCGCACUUCUUUGUCACUUUUCGGCAUGGGUCACACCAAAAGUUCAAUCUCAAAGACACGAUGAAAAUGUAUAGGUAAAUUGCUUAAAUAUUGCUUAAUAUUUUGUUGUUAAUUUAUAGAGCGCAAGAAGAAGUCGGAGAAGAAAAUGGAAUAGAAGUUUCCGUGGCUAACAUCAAUGAACCACUUGACUUUGUUCUACUCAAAAGUCAAUUUGAUGUUGUCAAGGUAAGUUCUUGCAAUACUUCUUUUAUUUUGUUGUUAAUUCAUGCAUUUUUAGUUCGGCCCUCCGAUUGAUCAUCCUCGAGAAUCAGAACCGUUCACGCUGGUCGGAUUUGGAAACGAUCGAGGAUAUAUUUCGUAUUUACCUGGAGCAAUUCAUUAUGUUCGCGAUUAUUCUUUUCACAAUGAUGAACGAAAAAUGGGUCCUUUCAUUUUGGGCAGUUGUGCAAGUUCGAGAGGAGAUUCAGGUAAAGAUUAUAUUUUUGGUCAAUUAAAUUCAACGUAAACUUUUAGGCGCUGGUAUUUGGGGAUCACGAGGACUGCUUGGAAUGAAUUUUGGUUGCACGAUGAUGCCACCAACACUUCACCACGACGCAAUCACUGAGGCGGCCAUGUUCAGUGCAAAGAACAUCAUUUGUCCGUCAUUUCGAUUUAAAGACGCUUUUAUGGUAUGCUAAAUUACUAUUACUAAUCAAUACUGAUUUAUUUAAUAAUGUUUUGUUUAGGAGGAACUUGCAAAAGAGGAACCUACAAAAGAACACGAGGAAAAAGUGACGUCGCCUCCGCGUAAGAAAGCAGCUGUAAUGACCGAAAUCGAUGGAAUUGGCCGUCUCUUUGGAAAAGAAAUAUAA